Molecule: messenger RNA, 6010 nt
Organism: Schistocerca gregaria
Lineage: Eukaryota; Metazoa; Arthropoda; Insecta; Orthoptera; Acrididae
Product: transmembrane protein 94
Exons: 27
Coding region: 421-4521 (1366 amino acids)
Source: RefSeq, a predicted model, not a curated record
AUGUCUUUGAUAGCAUAGUGAGCGUGUUAUGUUAAAUUUUUGCAGGUGCUUAGAUAAGUUGAUAGUGACAACAAUCGCUUACUAACAAUGGGCGGUGUCGUAGCUGCCAGAGCGGAAAUGUAAUACAGUAACAGAAGAAAUGAAAGUGCGUGACUUCCUAAUGUGUGACUGUGUUGUGGUGAUGGUAGCGAUAAUUUGUGCAAGUUUCUGCAUCUUAUUCGAUAACAUUUUUGCACGUAGCCGUGUUUUCACACUAAAGCAAAAUAUAGCCCUAUAACAGCCAAGUGCUUCUGUCUUUCAGCUUUAUGUAACACUAAAAUCAUCACAGACUAUGUUGAGUUAUCUGUCAGUGUCUAUAAGUGUUCCAAGUCUGCGCGUGCAAGGGGAUCCACAGCACUAAGUUUUUCUUAUCACUCUGACAUGGAUCAUGAACCAGUUUACAGUAAAGAAGCCCUGUCCACAGCAGAGGCACUUACUCGCUUGCACCAAGAUAUAGAAUCUGUUCUUAAGGAACAUCAGUUGUGCCAGAAGAAAAGGUUCAGUAACAUAUGGCAUAAGCAAUGGUUGAGAGAUGCACUACACCAUGAAAGCCGAUACACCACCUUUUGUUGGACUUCUGCAGUUGCCAUUCUUGCUUGCAGUUUUGCGCUGUUUUUUGCAUAUAUUGUAGAUAAAAGUGACAGGUUAUGCUGUCUACUCGCACAAGGAAUACUGCUUCUUCUACUAUUGGCGAUCAAUGUAUAUUUGGUUUUGAGAGAGAACAAAUUGCGGCACUCUGAAAUGACUACAAGAAUUCUUGAAAUUCUUCAUCAGUUAAAAGAUGCUUCGGAGACGUGUCAGUGGUAUCCAGAAAAUUACCCACACUUGUGCUCACCAGUCUCACCUUGCAUUACUCUGCAAUGGACUUAUCGUGAUGGAAAACUGGUGAACUUGCCAUGGGCACUCCUUGUGCGUGAUGAUAUUGUCGUCAUCAGACCUGGACAACAGGCUCCUGGGCGCUGUUCUCCGCUCAGUGAUCCAGAUGCACCGGAGCUUGAUGCACAUCAGUUUUAUAGUCCACACAAUGACAGAGAUCCUCCUCCAAGCACACCCGUAGCAAGGAAUCCACUAUCAAAUAAAUACUAUAUAAUGCGUGAAACACCAUAUUUGAGAAAUCUAAAGCUUGUGCUGGACCGUUCACUUGACAGACCUGUAACUCGUUUCAAUCAGUAUCGUUAUUUGCUCACAAUAUCAUUUUAUGAACGGAGGCUGCUACCUGCCAUGUUGGGAUGCACAUUGGCGGUCAGUUGUCUUCGAUAUGUUUAUCUACAUCCUUGGGCAGGAGCAGGCCCAUGGCCAGAAAUGUUCCUUACUCAACUCGUGAGUGUUUCUCUCCCAUUUUUGCCACUGGUUUUCCCUGCAGCAUGGCUGUUGCUUACGUGUGUUGGCACUGCUCGCAUCCAUGCCAUACUCCAUGCAAAUAUCAAACAGGUUCCUGUGGACCCAUUUGAAGACACUGACCUCACAGAACCCAAACAUGGUGCUGUAGAUGUGAGCUGGAAAAGCGUGAAAGAGUAUUUCCUGAAGGUGCUGUGGGGUAGUGGAGAAAUACCAUCUCGAUCAGCAAAUUUGUUGCAUGUGCUGGGAUCUGUGACAGCAUUGUGCUGUGUUGACAAGAAGGGGAUAUUGUCAUGGCCCAAUCCUACAGCAGAGAAGGUAUUUUUUCUUCGAAAUACUUCCCGUCCUACAAAAUCUUUGAGUCAUGAGAGUGUAGCGACUGGACAAGGAGAACAGAAGCAACAAAUUGUGAACCAGGAUUCUGCUGAAGAAGAAAAACUUUCAAAGUCUAGUCAGUUAAAACAUGAUACUCAUGUGCAGACAGUUGCAGAAGUUUUGGAUCUCACACAUGAUCAUACCAGUGCUUUUCGAUUACAAUUUGAUGAUCACACUUGGAAGCAAUAUUUAAAUUCUUUGAAACCUCUGGGUUUAGCUAUACUCCUGAACACAUGCAAUAUGGAGACUCAGGAGCAUUAUUCACAAUUCUGUGCCCAUGUCACAUGUGAAGCUCUGCACUCCGAGAACCUUGUGCCAGUAACCAAUCGUAGAUGUCUGUGUGAACUAGCCAAACAAAUAGGAUUUGUUGACCAAGCUCAGGACAUAUUCAAACUAGAGGAGCAAUUAUCAACUUUCAGGCAUGUUCAACCAGAGUUGGUGCGCCGUGAUAUCAAGUUUGCUAGAUCUUUACCGAUAGCAAAGUUGAAGUUCCCUUUUCCUCACAUGGUUGCUGUUGUAGUUCGAGAACACAGUAGAAGAAAUUUGCAGCUCAUGGCUCAGGGCACUGCAGACAUCAUACUAGACGCAUGCAUUGAGUUCUGGGAUGGUUAUGAUUUAUGUCCACUAACUGCAAGUGACAGGAAGAAAAUCCAAGACUUCUACCAGCGCACAAGUCUGACUGCUUACUGCACAGCUUUUGCAUAUCGUCCUUUGACCCGAUCUGUGAAUAGCAAGCUUUCAAAUGUUUAUCUGGAACUGCCAGCUGACAGUAAGCACCUGUAUGCGCCACAUCGAAGCCCUACACCACUUGCAUGGGAUCCUCGUUGCAGAGGCAUUCUUAGUCGUUUCCAUUCUACAGAUUCGCUGUUGGGUAAUGAAGGCCACGAGGAUGAUGUUGAUGAUGUUGAGGGUUGUUUUGAGCUGCAGUGCAACCAAGUAUUUAUUGGAAUGGUAACAAUGCAGUAUCAAGCUCAGAUUGAUAUGGUUCAACUUAUAGAGCAGUUAGAAAGAGCUUGUAUCCGAUUUGUACACUUCAGUAAAGAGAAUGAACUCCGUUCACGUGUUUUCUCAGAAAAAAUGGGCUUGGAGAGUGGUUGGAACUGCCAUAUAUCUUUGCUGAGUGAGCGUAACAGAUCAGACAGCGGUCAGUCAGACUCAUGGCCUAAUGUGGGUUUUCGACUGUCUUCUCCUUCAUCUCUUCCCAAAUGCUGCACCCUGCCAAAUGAUGAGCAUGCAGAUGAAGCAGCUGGUUUACUCAGUACUCGCAGUGCUGUGGGGAAUUCUAAGGCGCUUAGCUUCUCUGCUCCUAGUGCGAUCAAUUUGGAUUUCUCGCAAGUUAAAUUUGAGGAUGAAACACAUGAUAUGUGUGAUGAAUCUUCUAUUCCUCAGCCUGAAGCACUUACACGAAGCAGUAUAAAUGAUGAACGAGUGACUAGCCAGGACAGCAUGCUAGUGCACAGUGUAGACCUAAGUUCGCAGACAGAAGUCUGGCGUUCCCUUAGCUGUCUUACUGAUAGCACUGAGCAGAGUGGCCUCAACAUUGACAUAUCGAAUCGUGCAAAGCUACCUCGUGGCAUAGACAAAAUCCGUCCACACUUAGAGCAGAUUGACAAUGUUCCACUACUCGUUUCAUUGUUCACAGACUGUACGCCAUUAACAACAUGUGAAAUGUUGCAUAUUAUGCAAGAGUACAAAGAAGUGGUAUGUGUUUUGGGAUCUGCAGCAAAUGCUGAUAACAUGCCCAUUUUUUUACAAGCUGAUGCAAGUUUCGCCGUGGAGCCACUGUACCCUCAGGUCUGCCAGAAAAUACCUGCAUUUAUACCUACAAAAGCAGCUCAAGGAGUUUCUCCUGUGGAAUUAAAUCGUAUGCUCAAUUCAAUUGCUUGCUCAAUUACCUUCCAUAGGGAGGAUCCGGUCUCCAUCUUUCACUUAAUAUUGGAGGCUCGUCACUUCAUGCAUUCAGUAACCAACAGUAUCCAGUUUUGGAUGUGUUGUGUGGCCAGUAUAUCAGUAGUGCAGGUUCUGGCCAUUAUCUUCAUGCUGCCUCCAAUCUUCUCUACAGGGCAUAUAAUGUGGCUGGUAUGCAUUAUAGUUCCUCUUCUGUCACUGUCCCUUGUUGGAAAACCGACUGAUCCUCAAGUGAUGCACAGAGCCACUGGGAAAAAUGAAUGUGUUUUCAAUACCCAGGUGGCUAUUUUCAUACUGUGGUGCUAUGGUGCCAAGUUUGCCCUUUCCUGUGUGGCAGUCCUGCUUGUCUAUGUGACAGUGCUCAAGUCAGAAUGUGAUGUUGUGACGGCUUUGUCUGGUGAAAGCAAUAUGACUUGCACAGUUGUGUAUCCUGUAUUACAAGAAGAAUGGGGUGGUUGGGAUCAGCGCAGUCAUGGCUUGCUCUUUGCCCAGCAUGCUGCACUCUCUGCUGCUGUCCUCUUCUUUGUUACGAUAUCUGCUUGCUUUGUACACAGAGAGUAUUCUUUGUGGGUGAAAAGUCCACACAGUAACAUUGUGUGGUUGGCAGCUACAAUGAUCACGUUGCUGCUGCAGAUGUCUUUCUUUGGUAUAAGUUUCUUUGUGUUGUGGUCAAAUCCGGACACCAUUUUGACAGAUAUUCAAGUGCCAUACAAUGCCAUCAUUAUUGGCAUUAUUUCUCCUUUUGUAAUAGUUUCAGUGAAUGAACUUAUCAAAAGGGAAGAAAUUAAGGUCAAUGUUCGAUAUCAGAAACGGGCAAGACUUGAAUUUGGAACAAAAUUAGGAAUGAAUUCACCAUUCUAGACAUACAUAAAGUACAGCUAUUGCCUUUUACACUUGUAUUAAGUAAUUCCAGAGUUGCAUCUUGCUUCCUCACACGUCAAAGUGAAGGAACAGAUUUACAUUGGAAUAAUUGAAGUGAGUGAAGGAUAACUGUACUAAAAGCUGGACAAAUAAGGAAUGUAAGGAGAGGUUACAAAUUUUAGUGAACAGACUAUCAGGUAGACUGGCGAAGAAUACGAUAGAAACUGUUGCCAGUACAAAACAAAGAGGCAUUGUUUGCUGAAUAAGCAAAGAAUAUGAGUAAAGAAUAAUACUUCACACUGGGAUAGGGGCUCCUAAACACAAAACUUGGGGCAGUUAAGCAGGAUCAUGAAAUUCAGAAAUAUCAAACUAAUAGCAAAAAAUAAUGUAUGAAAAUGAAAAUGCUAGGAGUUUUCAAGAAAUUUCGUAUGCAAAUGGGAUGGUUAGUGUUCACUAUUUCUUAUGUCUGUCGUACGUUUUAUGACAAAUGUGUUAGAGUAAUCAUUAACAUUGAAUACCAGUUUCUGGAUGAGGCAGUGAAUGUUUUUUUUUUUUUCUCUCUCUUCCCCAGUGCUUGUGGAUCCCAUGUGUACCUGUUGCAAGAACUAUAAGUCAGUCAGUGGAAAAUCACUGUCGCUUACAGAAUUUUGUUACUCUCUGGAUCUUUCUCUUAAGAUCAUGUAUUUUCAAAGAUUCAUAUUCAUGAUUAAUCUGAAAUGAAACUCACAAAACUUCCACUGUAUUAUUUUUGUGCCCAUUUUCGUGGAAGACAGAAUUUCUCAACACAAUGUAGAUCUUUUCUGUCAGCUGUUUAUUUGCACAGACAGCACUUCCCUUUUUCCCAUACACAAAACGUACUGUGUAGCUGGAAAGAUAGUUUAGUGCAACAGUGGAAAUGGGAAAAUAGAGAAUGAAGAAAAAUCAAUUGUUAAUUGUUAUAUGAUUGAAUUCUAUAGGAACAGUGCCCUUGCUGCUUUCAUGAGACUUAAUUUACCUUUUAAAGCAAUGUCGUCAAUCAAAGAAUAUGUUGGAAAAAACAUGUGGUGCUAUCAAACUACAUAACUUUGUUAUUGACCAUUUUUACAUGCUUACCCAAGUCACUGAGUAAAAAAUACAUGCAGGUAGCUCAAUUCAUUCCAUGUUUACCUAUACUGACUUAUAUGAUGAGGUUGCUCUGCUAUAUUGUUAUAAAACAACAUGUUGCCACAGCAUUCAGUAAGUUCAAAGACAGCUUGAUUAAAAGAAUGCAAUAAUUAUAUUUUAUCUGAUAUGACAAGACUUUGUCUUAGUAAUAUGUAUGUUGCACCAAUGAUGAUAAUUUUAUAUGUGUGUUUCAUACUGUUCUUACAUGUGUAAUAACAAACUAGAAUUGAUGCUACAGUAAUUUUUUUUUUUUUAAAUUGUCACAUUGUAACUGGUGAGAAUGUUGUGGUUUUGGAAAUGACAUUUAUAAUGAAAUACAUCAAUAAACAUGAACAUUUUCUGCUCA